UGACGCUCAGGAAGUGGACUAACCACCAAAGAUUCCCGCAGAUUCGAUAUCGAUUGUCCCAAUGUUACAAACGUGUUCACACUGACGUAAACCUUUGAUUAAAUAUUUUUUGUGGGAUAUCCGAGACGAUAAUGCUGGAUGGUUGCGCUCAUGAAAUUCACCAGAGAUAUAUGCAGGCUGUUGGGACUCGGGAGCGGCCCCGCUGUCCAGCAGCAGGAGGAGCAGAUGGACUGUGGUGCCGCAAACUCUGACCCAAGCAAUGAUGCCACUUUGUCACAGGAUGCAUUAAAUGGAGAAGAGGAUUUGAGUGAGGAGGAGAAGGUCAGACAGAGGGCAGAGCGACGUAAAGCCAAGAGAAAGCGCCGUCGAAAACGUAAGAAGCAGGAGCAGGUUAAGCAAAAUGAGAGUGCUGAACGGGAUGAUGAAGACGAGGAUGGAGGUGCAGAGUCUGAACUGGAUGACAGCGAGUCAGAAGCAGAAGUUGAUGCUGAAGAGGAGAAAGUGAGGGUGCAAAAAGAGGAGGAGGAGGAGGAGGAGGAGGAUGCAGCUGCUUCACACAAUCGCACCCCCACUCCAGUCAUGGCUCCUUCAGGAAUCAAAGGACAUCAGAAGAACCCAGCUAGAUCCACUGAAGAGGAGCCAGAGUGGGAUGUGAGCAGUGCCUUCUUUGCUAAUGCUGCUAGCCAUAUCAAACCCAAAGGAACAAGUCGCAAGUCCAAAGAAAACAAGGAGAAUGAAGCCAGGAGAGAGACAAACGGAACUGACACCAUGACUAAGAAAAGCGCAUCACUGACAGCAGAAAAAGGGAUAAAGCUGGUGCAAGAGGGGCAGUACCCACAAGCAGUCAGUAUGUUUACAGAAGCCAUUAAAUGUGAUCCAAAGGAUAACAGGUUUUUUGGGAAUCGUUCCUAUUGCUAUUACUGCUUGGAGCAGUACCCUCAAGCCCUGGCAGAUGCUGAACGCUCCAUUCAGCUGGCCCCAGACUGGCCCAAAGGACACUUCCGCCAGGGCAGUGCUCUCAUGGGCAUGAAGCGGUACAGUGAGGCAGAGAAGGCUAUGGAGCAGGUGCUCAAACUGGACAAAGACUGUGAGGAGGCUGUCAUUGACCUUUUUAACUGCAGAGUGCUGCAGUUAAUGGAUCUUGGUUUUGAGGAAGGGCAAAGCGUCAUGCUGCUGGAAAGAUUUUCAACUGUGCAGGCUGUUCUUGCAUCUUGUUCUGAUGUUGCCAGGGCUGGGAGCCAAGAUCCAUCAGUUAUGCAACCAGGAAGCCCAUGUCCAUCUCUGUGGGUGGGAAAUGUGACGACUGAGCUAACUGAGAAACACCUAUGGGACCUUUUUAAAAUGUAUGGUGAGAUAGAGAGUAUCCGUGUGCUGCAUGAGAGAUUCUGUGCCUUCGUCAACUUCAAGAAUGCAAACAUGGCCGCCCGUGCCAUGGAGAAACUUAAUGGUUAUUGUAUUGAGAACACACGUCUAGUAGUGCGUUAUCCUGACCGCCGCACUCAGAGGGUCCUUCCUAUUCCACUUAAGACCUGUCUCCCUGUCACACAGCAGGCAGGGGCAGCUGCUGGACCACGACGACGUGGCCCAGUAAACGGAGACGAGUGUUACUUCUGGAGAACCACCGGUUGCCACUUUGGGGACAAAUGUCGCUACAAACACAUUCCUGAUCAGAAAGGCAAGGACAGGAAGCCCUGGCAGCCUUGAACUUAGCCUACUCUCUGCCCCAGUAGUAUGCAGGACACUGGGACGCACAGACUGAGCCAAAAGGAGCUGGCACUUACUGGACCAGGUUCUAAGGGCUAAAAAUAUUUACUGUAGCAGAAUGGACCAGAAUAGUCAAUGGAUCUUAGCCAACACUCAGGCUUUAAGGCCGGGAUCGUCACACAUGUGCCACAAAAGACUGGGAGUACGAAGGUUUUUUUUAAUUUUUUAUUUCAACCCAAGACUAAACUGAACGAUAUUACUCAGUAGUACAACAUUAACCAGAGGUGAGCAACAAAUUCACCUGGUGUAGUCUUUGUUUUGAAUGAAAACCCUCAUAACCGCAGUGCUUCAUGGCACAUGGUGACCUAUUCUCGCUUUAAGGGAUACAACCUAACCUCAUUGGCGUACAACAUAACGAGGAAGUGAAACUGCCUUGGUACACAAUUGGGGAAAAAAAAGAAGUAAUGGCUCCGUCAUGUACAGCAGUAAUGAAAGGUAACACAAGGUUCCUCAGUGACGAUCCUGGUGACCUUUCUUCUUUAGAAAUUCUAUCACAAAGAAUUGUUUCUCCCCAUUUUUAAAGUCACUUGACCAAUACUUUAACAUGCAGUUUGUGAAGCUGAUUUCUAACAGCUUCUCAGACCACUUUUUAAUUGCUCACACCAGUCUGCGGAUCAUACUGGGGCUCCAUUCCCACUCUGCCAGUAUCAGCAUAUUGUCCACCAGACCAAAGACUUACCAACAGACGUACUUGACAUUUCAGUACCUCCCCUAUGCAGAUGAGGGUUUUCCUUUAGCCAAUAAGCUACAGAGACCCAGAUAGGUGCCUUUAUACUGUGCUGUGUAGCCUUAGUUAAGAUGAUCAUACAUGGGUAAAUAGACUUGCGACAUUGCAGAAUUGUAUGUAUUAAUGUGGAUUAGGUGUGCCUAUUGGCUGUGAGUGAGUCCGCACAUUGCAUGCCCGUUCUGUUAUCUUGGAGGGCUCAUUGUGCUUCAUAACCAUACUUGUAGGGUAUGGAAGAAGUAACAGAAACACCUGUCGAUCUCAUGCAAUUCAGUAGAAUAAAUACUACCUUUUCUCUAUGGCAAUUUUGAGGUUGAGAUAGUUUUUGGUUUUGUUGUAUUGGAUUGCAUGAAAUGUCAGGUGUGCAGACUUCUUGUUCUCGCAGACUAUAGGAGAACUAGUUGCGGCACUGAUCUGCAUACCCAAUGCAAAUGAAUAGCCUUCAUAAGUUUUUAUCUCUGCAUUAGAAUAUGAAAUAUGCUUUCCAGGUACAUUUGCAUAGUAAACAUGACAGUGCUUUAUGUCUAUGCAAAAGAAGAAGUGGCUACUUAAUUGUAACUUCUGUGUCAGACAUACACACCUGCCACCUCUGGCACAAGUAGUCUGUUGAUCUCUAUGACAGACAUGGUGAUGUCAUUUAUAAACUAGUUCAUACUACAAGACAGUGCCUUAUAAGAAUUCAUGCUCAGUCACAUUCAUGGCAACGUGUGUAACACAACAAAGAACUUGUGAACCUUGAAAAGCAGUGUUUCUGACCUUAGGGGUGUCUCCAUUUCAGUAUUUCAGUGAACCAAAGAAUGCUUCAUCUAACGGCUCUGCACUGAAAGCAACUUUGUUUUAUGAGUUUCAACACUAGACAGUGCAUUAAAAUCCAUUGGCAUGUGUCUGUAUCAUCCACUAGAUAACAAUCACAGCUACAACACCUGGCUUAUGUCCACACUACGUUCACUAGUAAACUAUGCACAGCAUAGUCAGAGUAUUUAUUUUCCUAUUUAUACCUACGUUUUUUUUCCAUUUCUUUUUUACAACAUACUUUGGGAGCUGAAUACAGUUUUCAAUUCUUUUGUCUAUUUACUUUAUGGUAGGUUAAAUAAAUGUCCCCUCCUAUGUUUAUUUCUGAUUUGAGGAAAAAAACAUUGAGAAUACUUUGGUGCAAACACUGUCACAUGCUGCACUUCUACUUUUCUUAUUAGUUUCUGUCUAAUGGUUAAAACUUGUGAAAAAGGAAUUGGACACCAAACCUCAAGACUGCACUUGUUGUUUAAAAGAAAUAGUGCUUGUUCCUUAUUUGACUGGUGCUGUUAGCGACAAAUAAUUUUGCAGACUAAUACCAUAGUAUAUUUUGAUUUCAUCUUAUAGAUAUUUCAAAAUUUGAUAAUUCCCUGAGUUAAAUUUUAUGCAUUCGGUCUGUUUUUAGUCUUUUUACCUUGUUUCAAACUAUUUCAGGAACAUGCAUUUUUAAUUAUAAUGUACACAUUGAUAACCAGAGCACUGCAAUCCUGUUAAUCUUCCAAAUAUUUUGUAUUAUCGUUACUGCACUGCAAAAGAGUCUUUUAUAUUUAAUAAAUGUAUUUGAACCACCUA
Molecule: messenger RNA, 4072 nt
Organism: Dicentrarchus labrax (European seabass)
Lineage: Eukaryota; Metazoa; Chordata; Actinopteri; Moronidae
Exons: 16
Coding region: 139-1704 (521 amino acids)
Molecular function (GO): RNA binding; protein binding; metal ion binding
Source: RefSeq, a predicted model, not a curated record